This is a messenger RNA of Schistocerca serialis cubense, 498 nucleotides long. Its product is annotated as circumsporozoite protein-like. The coding region runs from base 1 to 498 and encodes 165 amino acids. The record is from RefSeq and is a predicted model, not a curated record. The transcript has 3 exons. NCBI's taxonomy places the organism in Eukaryota, Metazoa, Arthropoda, Insecta, Orthoptera, Acrididae.
AUGAUGGUCAACUGUGGUCCUGAAGAGGAACAAGAUGAUGUUUCUGGUGUGAAAACGACGCGGGAGGCGAGACGAUUAGCGCUCGACCGCAAGACGGCGGCGGUGGCGUUGACCAGCGGGUCGUGGGGGGAAGGCGGCCGGCGGCCGCGUCACGUGUCGCGGUGCAGCAGCCAGCGGCAGCGGUGCAGCGGAUCGUUACCGUGUGGAGCGGAGCGCGCUGACUGUUUGAAUGGCGGAGAGGCGCGGCGGACAGAGAGGGAAAAAGACGGCGCGAGGGAGCGCGAGAGCGACAGCGCGAGGCGGCGGAGGAAGGGACGGGGCCGGCCAGACGGACGCGUGGGCGGCAAAGCGGAGCAGGCAGAGGCAGAGGCCGAGGCAGAGGUGCAGACAGCGCGCGCCGCGGACAAAGGGGGCAACAGCGCCGGUUCCACUGCCGCGCCGGCUGCGGCUGCCUCUGGAGGCCUCGCACGAACAGGUGGAAGCGAGAACGGGCGUUAA